GUUAUUCCUCUGCUGGGAUCAUUUUCAGUCACUCUCUCUAGAUUUUCUUGGUUCAGUUGCUCUGCAACUGAUCACUGUUUUCUCGCACUUUGUCGAAUCCUUUCUCUCAGACCUCGAACCAAGCGCCAUAGAAAAUGGUGUAGUCUCUUUUGGCUUAUUCUUUCGUCCGUUAGCUUCUGAUGUCCUGAUCCUGUUUUCCUGUCGCAUCCAUUUUCCGUAGUUUUCUUCACAUUUUCGGAUUCCACUUCGAUCUCGGCUGGAAUUGGCGAGACGCCAACUGCGAUUUCUCGUUUUGGAUCGGAAGCGAACAAUGUGAGAGUUUGAUGAAUCCAGCUGAUCGGUUAGGGUUUUGAUGACGAUGUGCGUUUGUGUGGGAACUUUGAUGAAGAAAUGAGUGGAGGAAGGUUUUCAGUAAUGCGUGGUGCAGUGGUUGAGGAAAGUAGGGUUUCGGUGGGGAAGGCGAGUUCGUGAUGUUGCGGACAGAGAGGAUGACUGCCGUGGAUCAGUCGAGAGCAGGUCCGGAAGAGAGGGACAUUGAAUUGGCCAUCAUUGCUCUUAAAAAAGGAGCACAUUUGCUCAAGUAUGGACGCAGGGGGAAGCCUAAAUUUUGUCCCUUCAGGCUGUCUAAUGAUGAAUCUGUUCUAAUAUGGUUAUCAGGAAAGGAGGAGAAGCGCCUUAAACUAAGCCAUGUCUCACGAAUUAUACCUGGGCAGCGGACUCCAAUAUUUCAAAGGUAUCCUCGGCCUGAGAAGGAAUACCAGUCAUUUUCGCUUAUAUAUAAUGACAGAUCUUUGGACUUGAUCUGCAAAGAUAAAGAUGAAGCUGAAGUCUGGUUGACUGGUCUCAAAGCGCUAAUAUCACGUGGCCAUCAUCAGAAAGGGAGAACAGAAUCAAGAAGUGGAGUUUCAUCUGAAGCAAAUAGUCCUAGGACACAUACCCAGAGAAGCUCCCCUUUGAGUUCACCAUUUGGUAGUGGUGACAGUAUGCAAAAGGAUGGGGUAGAUCCCCUUCGUCUUCAUACACCAUAUGAAAGCCCCCCUAAAAUUGGUUUGGAGAAGGCUUUAUCAGAUGUCAUACUAUAUGCAGUCCCUCCCAAGGCUUUCUUUCCUUCAGAAUCUGGUUGUAACUCUGUUCAUUCUUUGUCAUCUGGAGGCUCAGAUGGCAUAAAUGGGCGCUUGAAGGGUAUGGGUGUGGAUGCUUUUAGGGUGAGUUUGUCAAGUGCUGUUAGCUCAUCAAGUCAAGGUUCUGGUCACGAUGAUGGCGAUGCUUUAGGUGAUGUUUUUAUUUGGGGGGAGGGCACUGGAGAUGGUACUCUUGGUGGAGGCGUUCUAAGAGUUGGAAGUUCUUCUAGUGUUAAAAUGGAUUCUUUUGUGCCUAAGCCCUUGGAAUCUGCAGUAUUACUUGAUGUUCAAAAUAUUGCUUGUGGUGGAAGGCAUGCUGCUCUAGUAACAAAGCAAGGUGAAGUUUUCUCUUGGGGAGAGGAAUCAGGAGGCAGACUCGGACAUGGUGUAGAUUCUGAUGUCUCACAUCCAAAACUUAUUGAUGCUCUUAAAAAUAUGAACAUUGAACUUGUAGCAUGUGGGGAGUACCAUUCUUGUGCUGUAACGCUUUCUGGUGAUUUGUACACUUGGGGUGGUGGCUCUUACAAUUUUGGUCUCCUUGGACGUGGAAAUGACAUGAGUCACUGGGUUCCGAAAAGGUUAAUUGGACCUUCGGAAGGAAUACACGUUUCAUCUAUAUCUUGUGGACCAUGGCAUACAGCUGUUGUGACCUCUGCUGGGCAAUUGUUUACUUUUGGAGAUGGAACUUUUGGUGUUUUAGGACAUGGGGAUUGUAGAAGUGUCCCAAUACCCAGGGAAGUGGAAUCCCUUAAGGGCCUCCGAACUGUACGAGCAGCUUGUGGCGUUUGGCACACUGCUGCAGUUGUUGAAGUCAUGGUUGGGUCUUCAAGUUCAAGCAACUGCUCUUCUGGGAAAGUAUUUACGUGGGGAGAUGGAGAUAAAGGUCGUCUUGGGCAUGGUGAUAAGGAGGCAAGACUUGUGCCUACUUGUGUUGCUGCUCUUGUUGAGCCCAACUUUUGUCAGGUUGCCUGUGGACAUAGCCUAACUGUUGCACUUACAACUACUGGACAUGUUUACACAAUGGGAAGCCCUGUCUAUGGUCAACUAGGAGAUCCUCAAGCUGAUGGGAAGCUUCCUACCCGAAUUGAGGGAAAGCUUCUGAAGAAUUUUGUUGAGGAGAUUGAUUGUGGUGCUUAUCAUGUUGCAGUUUUAACUUCAAGAACUGAAGUUUACACAUGGGGAAAGGGAGCAAAUGGCCGAUUAGGUCAUGGUGACACAGAUGAUAGAAACACACCAUCUCUAGUUGAAGCUUUGAAAGACAAGCAAGUCAAAAGUAUUGUUUGUGGUGCUAAUUUUACUGCAGCUAUCUGUCUUCAUAAGUGGAUCUCUGGUGUUGAUCAAUCAAUGUGCUCUGGUUGCCGCCUUCCAUUUAAUUUCAAAAGAAAACGACAUAAUUGUUACAAUUGUGGACUUGUUUUUUGUCAUUCAUGUAGCAGUAAAAAGUCUCUUAAGACUUCUAUGGCACCAAAUCCCAACAAACCUUAUCGAGUGUGUGAUAAUUGCUUUAGCAAAUUGAGAAAAGCCACUGAAACUGACUCUUCUUCUCACUCUUCACUGAGUAGAAGAGGAAGUAUGAAUCAAGGGCUAAAUGAACUUGCUGAGAAGGAUGAAAAGUUGGAUUCAAGAUCUCAUGUGCAACUUGGAAAAUAUUCUUCUAUGCAAUCAUUUAAACAAGUUGAAAGCGGAACUUCCCGGAGAAACAAGAAACUUGAAUUCAAUAGUAGUCGUGUCUCACCCCUUCCAAAUGGAGCUUCUCAGUGGAGUGCAACUAAUAACUCUAAAUCUUUCAAUCCAGCUUUUCCCCCAUCUAAGAAGUUCAUUUCAGCUUCUGUCCCUGGAUCAAGAAUUGCAUCUCGAGCAACAUCACCGACAUCCAGACAGUCCAGUCCUCCUCGUCCUGCAACCCCAACACCAAUUCUGGCUGGUCUAACUUCAUCAAAGAUUGUUGUGGAUGCCAAGAGUACUAAUGACAAUCUAAGCCAAGAGGUUCUUAAAUUAAGAGCUCAGGUUGAGAAUCUUACUCGUAAAGCACAACUUCAAGACGUUGAGCUGGAAAGAACAGCAAAACAGCUGAAAGAUGCUAUUGCAGUUGCUGGGGAAGAAAGUGCAAAGUGCAAAGCGGCAAAGGAAGUGAUUAAGUCACUUACAGCUCAACUGAAGGACAUGGCGGAAAGGUUACCUGUUGGAGCAGUGAGAAACAGCAAAUCACCUCCCUUCAGUUCUAAUAGCCCUACUCCCCUCAGUGAUGUUUCUACUGUAGCUACUGAACAAAUAUGUGGUCCAAUAACUUUUCAUGAAUCAGAUUCAAUGGGAUCAAAUUGUGUGGUGAUUUCUAAUGGGUCAAGCACCAGCAGUAACCAUUCAAGUUAUGCAAGAGUGGGGCAUUCUGAAGCAAUAAUAAGAAAUAAAAACAAAACAGAUGCUGAACCCUACCAAGGGGUGGAAUGGGUUGAGCAAGAUGAGCCAGGUGUAUACAUUACCCUUGUUUCAUUGCCAGGAGGAGUCAAAGAUCUUAAGCGUGUCCGCUUCAGUCGAAAGCGGUUCAGUGAGAAACAAGCAGAACAGUGGUGGGCAGCUAACAGGGUUAGAGUCUACCAGCAGUAUAAUGUCCCCUUGGUUGACAAGUCUUGUAUUGGCAUAGGAAGGGAAGGCUUAGCUCAUUGACUUGCCCACACAUGAAGAUGUGAGACAAAAUUGCAAUAAUUUCAUCCUCCAGGCUUCAUAUACUCUCAUGUGUCUUAAUUGCUUUAAAUUUUGGCUGGAUGAAGCAACAAGCUGGAUGGAUGAGAGAGGGUCGAUUAUGGUUUUUUCCUUAACUUUUUUUUUUCUUUUUGAGGAAUGCCAUAAGAGUUAGUACAGUUGAGGAAUGUAAAUUCUUAGUAGGUUGCUGGCUUUCAAUUCAAAACAGCUGCCCUCUGUAAAUUCAUAAAGUGAAUACUGCCUUCCCCAUGUUUCUAUUUCAAUGUCUACCUCAUUCUUGUGAUAACCACAGGGUGAUUAGCGACUA
Vitis riparia (riverbank grape) is the source of this 4128-nucleotide messenger RNA. Its product is annotated as PH, RCC1 and FYVE domains-containing protein 1-like. The coding region runs from base 471 to 3785 and encodes 1104 amino acids. The transcript has 9 exons. Gene Ontology annotation, molecular function: metal ion binding. Lineage: Eukaryota; Viridiplantae; Streptophyta; Magnoliopsida; Vitales; Vitaceae. The record is from RefSeq and is a predicted model, not a curated record.